AUGGUAAAUCCCAAAAAUAAUAGUCACUCCUAUGCCAUUACCACUCAAAGUGGUAAAGUCAAUAUAGACCCACCUAUACCCACUAUUGAUGAGCAGAAGAAUGAUGAUAAGCCUGUUGAUGUAAAGAGCAGUAACAAGAAGGAUGUAGGAUAUAAGAAGGUUGCAAAGCCUGUAUUGAAACCCCUUCCAAAACCUUUACCUUCUUAUCCACAAAGGCUAAAAAACAAGAAUAUGUUCUAUAUCUACUCUAGAUCAUUGGUGGAGAAGAACGAGUAUCCCAAUGCUUUUACUAUACCUUAUACCAUUGGAUUUUUCACCUUUGCUCGUGCUUUAUAUGAUUUGGGUGGUAGUAUCAACCAUAUGCCAUUUGCAGUGGAACAUGAGACUAAUUGUGAAGUGGACUUUCAAGUCCUAAUUAUUCUGGGAAGACCAUCUUUGCCUACAAGUAGGACAUUGAUAGAUUUAGAACUGGGGCAUCUGAUGCUGAGAUUGAAUGAUAAACAGGAUGAUGGUUCUGAUAUGGUUUUUCCUAUUGAAGAGAUACUAGGUGUUGAAGAACUUGUAGUUGUGAUCAUGAAUUUUGACUCUGAUGCUAUUGAGGAGUAUGAGGAGCUAGUAAGUGCACUGCAUGGAAAGGGCUUUUAUAGGCGAUUAAUCAAGGAUUUCUCGAAGAUUGCUAGUCCUCUUUGCAAGCUUCUUGAGAAUGAGGUAAAAUUUAAUUUUGAUGAAGCGUGUGAGAAGGCUUUUAAAAGCCUAAAAGAGAAGUUACUGACUGCUCCAAUCAUUGUGUCUUUUAAUUGGUCCUUACCCUUCGAGAUUAAGUGUAACACUAGUGGAUUGGCCUUAGGGGAUGUACUAGGCCAGCAAAAAGAAAAGAUCCAUCAUCCCAUCUACUAUUCUAGAAAGGCACUAAAUCCUUCUCAAAAGAACUAUACUGUGACAGAGCAAAAGUUAUUGGCAAUGGUUUUUGCCUUUAAAAAGCUUAGAUCUUGCUUGAUUGGGACAAAGGUGAUAGUAAAAACUAAUCAUGUAGCAUUGAGGUACCUAAUGUCUAAAAAGGAUGCAAAGCAUAGGCUUGUUAGGUGGAUUCUUUUGUUGAAAGAAUUUAACUUUGAGGUAAAGGACAGAAAAGGCAUAGAAAAUCAAGUUGCAGAUCACUUAUCGAUACUGGAGGAGGAAGCUAUGCAGAAGGUCGCAAAUGUAUUGGAGAUUGAUCACAAUUUUCUAGAUGAGAAAAUAUUAGCAGCUUCCCAAGAUCUAAUUCCAUAG
Molecule: messenger RNA, 1269 nt
Organism: Capsicum annuum
Lineage: Eukaryota; Viridiplantae; Streptophyta; Magnoliopsida; Solanales; Solanaceae
Exons: 5
Coding region: 1-1269 (422 amino acids)
Source: RefSeq, a predicted model, not a curated record